CCAUUACAUUGAAGAUAGGAUUUUUUGUGCGCCCAGUAAUCAAAGGCCAAAGCAGCAUCAAUCAUCAUUCGACAUUCAUUAAAGUCUUCGAAAAAAACAGUGUCUUCAAGAAAUGACACCAACCUUAGCAAUGGCUUCAACAGUGUUAUGCCCGAAAUUGGGGUCCUGUGCAGUGUCACUAUCCACUUGUAUAGCUUCACAUCCAAAAAUUCAGCAUUUUCAUCUCCCUUCAUGGUUAUCUCCACUGAGUCGAGGCCUUUUCUCACCUUGGAAUGGUUUAAAGCAUAUGGGUAUUUCAAGUAAACCAAAACCUCUUCUUCAUAUAGAUAGAAAGGGAAGGUGUAAGGGUAAAGUGGUUUAUGCGUCUCUCUUUGGGGUUGGAGCCCCCGAAGCUCUGGUAAUUGGGGUUGUCGCUUUGUUGGUUUUUGGUCCUAAAGGUCUUGCUGAGGUUGCUCGAAAUCUGGGAAAAACAUUGCGUGCAUUUCAACCCACCAUUAGAGAGCUUCAGGAUGUUUCAAGGGAAUUUAAGAGUACACUUGAACGGGAGAUUGGUCUUGAUGACACUUCAAGUCCAACACAGAACACAUACAAUUCCAAUGGACGCAACACCACAUCAACUCCAUCAUCAUCCACUGCUAGUACCAGUAGUUCUCAGAUUACCGCUGACCCUAAUGGCACACGAGAUCCAAGUAGGGCAUACAGCUCUGAAGAGUAUCUUAAGAUUACAGAGGAGCAGCUAAAGGCAUCUGCUGCACAACAGCAGCAGGGGCAGACACCCCCUCCUAAAGAAGGCCAAUUUCAACCUCAAAUCCAACCUCCUGCUAAGGAAACAGCUACUGCUGUGCCACCACCUCAGAAGCCAGAAAGUGAGACGUUUACCUCUGGAUAAGUAGGGAAUAAAUAGUAACUGGGAACUACUACUGGCAUAAGUGAUGGGAAAAUGAAUGAGGGGGUCACGCAAUUUUGUUACCUCAUAGUCAUUACUCUUUAGAAUUGUGUAAAAAGUAAAGAAGAAAACCAUUAACAUGUAGUGUGUUGCUGAAUUUAUUGUAGUCGAUGAGUUAUCAAUGUUGUUCA
Gastrolobium bilobum is the source of this 1077-nucleotide messenger RNA. RefSeq names its product sec-independent protein translocase protein TATB, chloroplastic. The record is from RefSeq and is a predicted model, not a curated record. The transcript is spliced from 6 exons. Gene Ontology annotation, cellular component: membrane. Gene Ontology annotation, biological process: protein transport by the Tat complex. Bases 113 to 889 code for a protein of 258 amino acids. NCBI's taxonomy places the organism in Eukaryota, Viridiplantae, Streptophyta, Magnoliopsida, Fabales, Fabaceae.